AUGUUGAGUCGUUGGAAGAGUAAAGACAAGUCAGAGAAAUCCGGCAAGUCUUCUAGCAGCAAGAAGAAGCGGAAAGGAAGAGAAAAUGGAGAAGAUUGGCAAGCGGAUGGAAGAAUUGACGGCGGCCUCUCUGAUGGGGAAGCAACUAGAGCAGCGCCACGAAGCCGAUCGUCACGUCGAGAUGACCCUAGACGCCACACUCUUGCCGGAAAUCAUUUAUAUCUUCAUCCUCAUCAUCAGGGAGAUAUUAACAAUGCGGAUCUUGAACCACAUAUUCAGUCGCCAGUAAGUGUAGCUGAUUACGACAAUUUCCCUAUAGACUUGAGGCACGAACGACUUAUAGACCUACGUUGCAGAAAGCCACCAUUACCAAGAGGCUAUCUCCCACAAACUCUAUACUAUGAUGAAGACCCCGGUGUCAUGUCAGAGGUUGAAACAUCAUCUACUGGAUUUAGACGAGGGGGAAAGCAAAGAUCGUCUCUACCUGUUGUGCGGACACCCAGUAAAACACUCGAACGACCUUUAGGUCUAGUAUUUUUACAAUACCGCAAUGAAACGAAACGGGCCCUCCUGCCGAAUGAAAUAACAUCUCUUGAUACCGUCAAAGCCUUGUUUGUACGAAGUUUUCCGAAGCAGCUAACAAUGGACUAUUUAGAUAGUCCAUUGGUCAAAGUCUACAUCCAUGACAGCUCAAAGGAUAUGUUUUAUGAAUUAGAAGACCAUAGGGCUCAUCUUCGUGACAUACGUGACCGGUCUGUUCUUCGACUUUUCGAAUCUAAGGAUUUGAAUGGCGGCGUUUUUCCUGGGGCACUGGGGGUGGGCUCGGUUCGACUGCCGGCGCUAGCUGCAACAAGUUCCUCCACAGCAAAUUUAGAGGACCAAAGCACCUACUUCAGUGAACCUGAGAUAGACUCCGAUCAUAUUCACAACAUUCAUAAGACAAAGGUAAGAUAA
Messenger RNA from Leptosia nina, 954 nucleotides. The record is from the annotation of a GenBank genome assembly. Lineage: Eukaryota; Metazoa; Arthropoda; Insecta; Lepidoptera; Pieridae.